Messenger RNA from Lactuca saligna, 1143 nucleotides. The record is from the annotation of a GenBank genome assembly. Lineage: Eukaryota; Viridiplantae; Streptophyta; Magnoliopsida; Asterales; Asteraceae.
AUGGUGGGUUGGAGGAUUAGAGCAAAGAUGGAAGAAAUAGCCGUUGAAAAACAUUACGCUGGUCAUCCAACCAUCUUCUCCAUCAAAUUAUUCUAUGGUGGAGAGUUUACGAAGUUUCAUGGAAGGAGGUACGUCAAGGGCAAAGAAAGAUACAUUGAUAUAUUGGACAUUGAUGAGUUCUGUGUACAAGAUAUUGAUGAGAUGAUGGAGACCCUAAGCUAUGUUGAGGAGGGUAAGUUGCUCUAUUACCACUUCAAAAGACCCUUUUCAAAUUUGGACUUUGGGUUGUUUGCAUUGGCUAGUGACAGUGACAUUAACCGUUUAGGUUCAUAUGUGGGUAAACAUAAAUUGAUUGAAGUUUAUGUUGAACAUGGUCAAACAGUGUUGCAUACAUAUACAAUUUCAUCUACCCCUAGUAAAUUUAGGAUAGAAGAAAUCGUUGAUCAACCUUCAUGUAGUAAAAGUCUAGUUUUGGAAUGGAAGGAAACUGAAACAGGGGAUUAUAUUGGAUCAAGUAAAGCAGUUGUUGUGCCAACAAAAGAAACUGCAACUGACCAAAUUUAUGCCCAAUGUGAAACACAAGGUAUAUUUGAUGAAUUUGAUGAAAUUAUAAAUGAAGAACCUAGAGGGAAUACUUAUGAAAGUGACAAUAGAGAUGAUGUUGAUGAUAGUGGUGAUAGUGAUGAUAAAACAAGGGAAAUUGGUGAUAUUGAGGUUGUAAACAAUGAGGUAUUCUUAUAUGAGUCAUCAUCUGAUGAAGGUGACAACAAUAGGAGAAGAAAAUUAAUUAAGGCAAUUCGAAGGGCAAUGGAAAAUAGUGAAGCAAGAGUUAGUGAUCCAUUCUAUGUGUACCAAAAAUUCACCUCAUCUGAAGAAUUGAAAGAUGCAAUAAGACAACAUGCUGUGGAGAUAAGGAGGGAAAUAGACUUCAUAAAAAAUGACAAAAAUAGAGUGAGAGCUAUUUGUAAAGGUACUAUCCUAGACCAUGGUCAACUUGAUCCAUGUAGCCCAGUCAAAGCCAUAAAGAAAGUGAAGAAAAGAAGUGUCCAUGGGUACUUUAUGCUAGCAAGUGGGAACAAGAUGUUGACUGGGAGAUCAAUACCUAUGAAAAAGAGCAUAGAUGUCUACAAACAAGAAAUUUGA